CUUGUUCAGUGGAUGAUGGCAGUUGAGCAGACAUCAAAAAAGGAUUGGUACAGCAUUCUGGGGGCAGACCCAUCGGCAAGUGUGUCAGAGCUAAAACAGAAGUAUCAAAAACUCAUAUUAAUGGUUGUCACUGUGUUUUUCCACUGUCCAUGACCCGUGUUUACUGUAAUUGCUUAUGCCUGUGGCUGCCUCUCAGCUAGAAGUGAAGUCCUUAAAGUAUCAUCCAGAUAAACAAAGUACAGAUGUACCAGCAGGAACAGCAGAAAAAUGUAUACAGAAGUUCAUCGAAAUUGAUCAGGCAUGGAAAAUUCUAGGGAAUGAAGAGACGAAAAAGGAAUACGACCUGCGGCGGCGUGAAGAUGAUCUAAGAAAUGUGGGACCAGUAGAUGCUCAAAUAUAUCUUGAAGAAAUGUCUUGGAGUGAAGAUGAUCACUCUUUUUCUCUGAGUUGCCGAUGUGGUGGAAAAUACAGUGUUUCCAAGGAUGAAGCAGAAGAAAUUAACUUGAUUUCUUGUGAUACAUGUUCACUAAUUAUAGAAGUCCUUCAUUAUAACUAAAAUUAUUCACUACUUGGAAUUGUCUAACUUUGUAUUUAGAGGCCACUGGGCUUUGCAUUCAAGGAAAUGGGUUUCUUUUUGGUCAGCCUGAUUAUUUGCAAAGAAAAUAGAUUGUCAGGCAGACCACUUUAGAUUAAGAGAGUUAAUGUAGUUAUAAUUUAUAUUUACAGGUUGCCACAGAAAGGACUUAAAUUAUAAAUUGUAUUUAGUGAAAAUUUCCAUCUAAGAACUUUAUUAUUUCAUUUACUCCUUGAUACAAAAUAAGAGUUUUAUUUUGCUUAAUAUGAGCAUGUCUUCUCUUUCAGUGGGUAGCAGUAUUCCUUGACAGUUAUUUUCUGAUCUAACAGAUAAUUGUUUUUAGAUGCUAAAAUUAUAACUCUACUGUACACCUAUCUCAAAUUCAAGGGUUAAUAGAAUUAAAUUAGAAACUUUUGUGACUAAUAUAAGGCCAGUUCUCCCAUAAUGAAGAAGGCUUGUUGUGGACAUUGAUGAGGUUUUUUUCAAAGUCAACUAAAUGGAAGAAAGAUAGCUUUGGAGUCAGACUUGAUUCCGGUCUUAGCCCUGUAUUUUCAAAGUUCAUGAACACUCAUUUCCAACUUUAAAUGUACUUAAUGAGAUAGAAGAUUUUUAUUUAAAAAAAAUUGAAAUUUGUAUAUUACUUUUGUUAAGAUACAGUAUUAAUGCCUACACUUAGGAAUAAGUGGUAUAUAGUAUGAUGAAAUCUGCUUGUAUAGUAUAUUUUGACUAUAGUAGACUGUAAGUGGCAUAUUCCUUAAAGAUUUAUUUUUCUAAGUAUUCAGUAUUCUGCAUACAGUAUAAGUCAGAACUCAUUUAAUGAACUUUAAAGGAUCCUUAAUGGGAUCAAUGAAACAUUUUUACUUCAAAUGAAUGGGCUAAGCAUGUAACUUAGCAGCUUUUUACUCUAACUCUUGGGCACUGUUGGAUUAGGUUGAUAAUUAAGACUAGUUACUACUUUGACUUGUAAAUUCAUUAUAUCUCUAAAACCAAAAAAAAAAAUCAAAAGUGAGGUAGUCAUCCAGAUAACCCCAUCCCCAGUGUCUUGAACUAAUAGCUUGCAGAGUGUGUUGCUUAUUAACAACUACAUAUAACUAAAAAUGAAUAGCAUAAGUUUAUUGGUAAGUACAUGGUUUCAAUGGCAGUAAUAAAUUCACCUGAACAGGGACAAUAAUCAAGUCAAAAGAAUAAAUUUUUGCUAAUCAUCAGAAAAUCUGUGUCCAUUAGGGCUGUCACGUAGAAAUCCAAAAUCACUGAGAGGCCAAAUCUGUAAAAUAAAAAUAUGGUUGAAGAUGAUUAAUGAAAGUAAUGUUAUAUCAUCAUAUUCCCUUUCUUAUCCUUAUUUAAGGAUAUUUAAAAUGUCCUUACUUGCCAGUCAAGAAUAAAAUUAUCUGCAUCAAAAUAAGACUUUAGAAAAUAAACUUCUAUGUGUAUAUGUAUUUAAUAUCUAAAGUUUGGAACAUUCAAGUAUUAUAUAAGAAAUUAUGUGUGUUUAUUGUGUGAAUAUAUAUGUAUGAAUAUACGACCCUCUGUGUUUUCUUCUACUACACUCAAAUAAGAGUAAAUUAUACACCUUCCAUUUAAAGUGGCUAGGUUUUAAGUAGUUGAGUAUGGCAUCUGUUUCAACGUCCUUAUAUAUUCCAUGUUUGUAUUUCUCCUUACUGCUUAUGGUAAAAAGGAGCCAAUGAAAACAAUCUUCCUCAAGAAUCACCCGUUUAGUAUAACCAUGUACAUCCAUGACUCUGUACUUAACUGGAGUAUCCCUGCAUUACAGGCGAUUUGACCCUAGACUGCUUGUUCUUCACAUACUGAUUCAAAUCAAAGGUUUCUUAGGCUAUUGCUAAGGUAAUUUGAACUUAGUGGAUGAGGGUGGGGGGUAUAAUGUUUUGAAUAUAUUGGUUAAAGACUACCAUCUUCAUAAAAUGUAGUCACUAUAACAGUUAAGUGAACUGACAGUUGAAAUUUUAAUGUUCAUUUUGAGAUAAACUUUUUAAGCUCAGAGAAUAACGCUGAUGUUUUAAACAGAAAACAGUACCUUAAAGAAGAUCCGUCCUCUUAUUAGUCCAUAUGGAAUAGGUCCAUAGUACCUCGAAUCUGUAGAAUUCUGUAGAUUGUCACCUUCUAACCAAACAUGACCUGUUGGCACCUAGAAUCAGAGAAGAAAAGCAGCCCUCUUUGAAAACCUAAUUUGGGAACUAUAACUUAAAAGCAUGUCAUUUAGAGCUAGGAGGAAUUGCAAGGUUCUCUUUUAUAAAAUACAUACAGAUCCUAAGAUUUUGUUCUUGCAUUUUUCCUUUUAUUUCUUGCACAAUAUAAUUUAACUAAAUAUCGAAGGUUUUGACUUUUUAAAAGACCUAUGUUUUUUUGUCAUGUGGUUCCCAAACAUUAAUUUGUUACACAAACCCCAAAUUGAGGUUGUAAGUGAUCAAAACAGUAUGACAGGGUCAUUAAUUUAAUAGACUUCAAAAGAGGUCAUUAGGAUGCUGACUGAAAAUGUACCUUUAUGUCUCAGUAACAGCAUAAGCAGGGCAGCCACUCACUCAGCAACAUCCUGGGGCCAAUACCAAGGCCAGACCUAUUAGAAUGCUCAUGAUGAACUAAAUGGUAAUUGAUUGUGACAUCAAUUACAAAUAAUCUCAUCAUUUUAUUGGAGUGGGCUUGUCAGAAUUCUAAUUAAGAUUCCCUGUUCUGCCUUUGUAUAGGCCAUAUCUUCAAUGCAUUAUACUUCUAUAAUGACCAUGAAGAACCAGAAGGACCUAUUAUAAAAUCAUCAGUUGUAAAAUUAAUGACGGUGACCUUCUACUAAAUGAAAAGACCCUAUCUCCUAUAUGUCCUAUAUAUUAACUGGUAAAUAAGUUUAAGUUUUUACUCAAUGACAAUUAUAAGCCUAUUUAGGAUAGAACGUGUUCCUUUAUAAAAAAUAAAAAGCAUUCUAUAUCUUUGCCUAUUAAUAUUUGUUCAAUAUAAAUUUAAAACAUUACUCUCCAGCAACAAUCUUUAAAAUUGCUUUUUGUAAGUUUUUGUUUUAUUACCCAAGAAAGUUAAAUUGUUGACCAGACCAAAGUGAUCUAUUGGGAGGUAAUUUAUUUUCACUAUCCUUUUGGUUGGCUUUUACUUGGGAAUCUUAUAUGAAGAAAAUGUCAUUAUUUGGGUUUAAUAAGAGAGUAAUUUUUUAAAAGUCAUUUCUUUGAAAAAUUUAUACAAAAAUAUAAAAUUUUAAUUACAUAAGAGAUUAUGCAGUUCUGGAAUGUCUUGUUUCAUAGAUAUUUACAAAAACCUUCAAGUUUACUCCAUUUAAGUACACUUAAAAUUUUAAAUCUCUAUUUCUAGAACGAAGGCAUACGUUUAUCAGAUAGUAUAAGAUCACUCACUUUUAUUAGUGGAACUAGUUACAAAAGGAAAGAAGAACAAAGUAAUGAAUUUGGAAAAGCCGUAUGUAAUUAACAUUCUGAAGUAUUACUUUGAAAGAUCUUCACCUUUCUUUCAUGUUUAAAUAUCCAUAGUUUCUCCUUAAAAAGUAUUUCUAAGUUCUAUUAAAUAUAGGUAAUAAGGAGGGCAUGCUAGAUGGCUCACACCUGCACUCCUAAGACUUUGGGCAAGAGGAUAGCAUGAGGCCAUGAAUUGACACCAGCUUAGGCAAAUACAGCAUGAAAAAGUAAUAGGGACAUUAGCCCUUCGUGAUACAAAUGGCAAAUAUUGCCAGUUUGUCAUUUAUCAAUCUUUGCUUUUUACGUCUUCUGAAUUUUGAAUCCUAGCUAGGCUUUCACGGUUUUAUUUUCUACAUUUAACUAUAAUAGAACCUCUAAAUUGACCACCCAGGGGAUGAUAGCAAACUGAUCAACAUAUGGAGGUGGUCAACAUCAGGAACUAGGUCUAAUGUACUAAUAACAUACAUGUGGUAUGUGUCUGGUCUAUGAAAAUUAGGUCACCUUAUGGAGGGGGUCACUGUAGGAGAUGGUCAACUUUGGAGGUUCUAUUGUAUUUUAUUUUUUUGGAAUACAUCUUGACAGCUAGUGUAAGGUUUGGAAUGUUUUAAUUUUUGUAAAUUUAAUAGUUAAUGUAGUGCCUUAGUGAUUAUUGGCGUGGUGGAACAUUAUUCUGUGCAUGUUUCAUGAUUGUACUGCAUCACAGUGAAUAGUCUUUAACCAUAUACUAAUCUUUGGGAUCUCGAUUUUCUUAUCUACCUUCAAAUGUUCUUCAUAUAAUAAAGACCUGGUUUAUAUAUUUAUACAAAUAUUCUUCCAGCCUAUUUCUGUCUUCAUUUGUGUUCCACAGUUUCAAGUUUUACAAAUUAAAUAUUUAUUUAUUUAU
Nycticebus coucang (slow loris) is the source of this 4882-nucleotide messenger RNA. It is a transcript of the gene DNAJC24, whose product is annotated as DnaJ heat shock protein family (Hsp40) member C24. Gene Ontology annotation, biological process: positive regulation of ATP-dependent activity. Gene Ontology annotation, molecular function: ferrous iron binding; ATPase activator activity. Lineage: Eukaryota; Metazoa; Chordata; Mammalia; Primates; Lorisidae. The transcript has 5 exons. Bases 176 to 556 code for a protein of 126 amino acids. The record is from RefSeq and is a predicted model, not a curated record.